ACCUUUUCACACACAUAUAUAUAAAAGUCAUCAAGUGACCUGCCUUAAAGAAAGGCUGACUGAAGACAGGUCUCCUGGGGUAGCUGAGGAGAGCCACCGCCAUGAUCCCCACGCUGCUCUUGCUGGGCCUCAUGGCCUUUGUUGCUCCAUCCAUGAGUUACAGUUGCUAUGGUGAUAUAAGUGCUCUUCAAGCCCCCACAAUCUCCUGUAAAGCUGUAAGAGCCCCGGACUGUGGACUUGCCACGAUACGGAAGACUGCUGAGGUAGACAUCGUACGCCUGAGGAAAUAUGAGGUCCCAAUUAAGAGAGUAGCCACAAACCUGUGUUUGGACCCUGCACUCAUUGCUGCCAUCAUCUCUCAGGAGAGCCGAGUGGGUCAGCUCCUGAACAACGGCUGGGACCAGGAUCGGCGCAAGUUCGGCUUGAUGCAGCUUGGCCGGCAGCAACACCCUUUUGGAGUGUGGGACAGUGAAGAACACAUAAAUCAGUGCUCAACUAUCCUGGUUCUUGCAAUUAAUGAAGUACGGGCAAGACAUCCUACCUGGACCUGGGACAGGCAGCUGAGAGGGGGAAUCUGUACCUACCGUGCGAAAAUGGGGAACCACAUUGCCUACGAGGACGACCCGUGUGGCAGAGACAGCUACUACGCCAACAGCGUCAUCAGCAGAGCCCAAUACUUCAAGAGUCACGGGUUCUAGAUGUUAAUCCCACCCCACCACCGAGCCUCUCCCCUACAUAGGCUAUCCCAGUAGUGAUUGUAAUACCCAGAGCAAUUCCCGAGGGUUCCUGGCAGGACUGGUGCCGAUGGCAAUGCCCACCAAGGCACACUCUAGCUCCCCACUCACCUACGGGCGAGCUCAGUGCUGCCCUCCAGGGGAACAUCAGAGGUGACAAACCAGAAGCUCGGGUACUUUGACUGGCAGACAGGCAAAUUAGCAAUGCUUAAUUACGAACAAUGCUUAAUUCCUGUGUGGAGAUGAACCCAGGGCUGUCUGUGCAUCGCUCAGGUGUGGGCACACAAGCAUCUCUUCUUGGGCAUUGCUUGUGCUCUUCACAUGUUCCAUCUCCUUCCCUCUCCCUUUCCCCAACCAAUAAGGGAGAGAAGCCUCUGAGCUG
Calypte anna (Anna's hummingbird) is the source of this 1116-nucleotide messenger RNA. Its product is annotated as lysozyme g. Gene Ontology annotation, molecular function: lysozyme activity. Bases 102 to 698 code for a protein of 198 amino acids. Gene Ontology annotation, cellular component: extracellular region. Gene Ontology annotation, biological process: peptidoglycan catabolic process; defense response to Gram-positive bacterium. The record is from RefSeq and is a predicted model, not a curated record. NCBI's taxonomy places the organism in Eukaryota, Metazoa, Chordata, Aves, Apodiformes, Trochilidae. The transcript is spliced from 6 exons.